Rhopilema esculentum is the source of this 1230-nucleotide messenger RNA. NCBI's taxonomy places the organism in Eukaryota, Metazoa, Cnidaria, Scyphozoa, Rhizostomeae, Rhizostomatidae. The record is from RefSeq and is a predicted model, not a curated record.
AUGCUGGCUGGUGCUGCUGCUGGUGGUGGUGCUGGUGGUGGUGCUGGUGGUGGUGCUGGUGGUGGUGCUGGUGUUGGUGCUAGUGGUGGUGCUAGUGGUGCUGCUAAUGCUGGUGCUGGUGCUGGUGCUGGUGCCUGUGGCAGUGCUUGUGCUGAUGCUUGUACUAGUGCUUUUGCUAGUGCUGGUGCUUGUGCUAAUGCUGGUGCUUCUGCUGGUUCCGGUUCUUGUACUGGUGCUGUUGCUUUUGCUGGUUCUUGCGCUUCUUUUCGCGCUUGUGCUGGUUUAGUGCCGGUGCUGAUGCUGGUGCCGUUGCUGGUUCAGUUGUUUGUGCUGGUACCGGUGCUUAUGCUGGCUGCUGCUGGUGCUGGUGCUGGUGCUGGUGCUGGUGCUGGUGCUGGUACCUGUGCCGUUGCUUUUGCUGAUGCUGGCAUUUGUGCCUGUCCUGGUGCUUGGGCUGGUGCUUGUGCUGAUGGUGUGCUGGCAUUUGUGCCUGUCCUGGCUGGUGCUGGUGCUGGUGCUGGUGCUGGUGCUGUUGCUGGUGCUGGUGCUGGUGCUGGUACCUGUGCCGUUGCUUUUGCUGAUGCUGGCAUUUGUGCCUGUCCUGGUGCUUGGGCUGGUGCUUGUGCUGAUGGUGGUGCUGGUGCUUGUGCUCGACCCAGUGCUGGAGCUGUUGCUAGUGCUGGUGCCUGUGCUUUUGCUGGUGGUGGUAUUGGUGCUGGUGCUGGUGACUGUGCUGGUGCUGGUGGUGAUAUUGGUACUGGUGACUGUGCGUUUGUUGGUUCUCAUACCGGUGCUUCUGCUGAAACUUGCGCCAGUACCAUUGCUUGUGGUGGUGCUGGUGCAGGUGCAGUGCUGGAGAUGGCUUGUGCUGGCGCUUGUGAUUGUGCCUGUACUGGUGCUGGAGCUGAUGCUGGUGCUAGUGCUUGUGCUGGUGAUGGUGCUGGUGAUGGUGCUGUUGGUGGUGCUGGUAGUGGUGCUCGAACUAGUGCUUGUGCUGGUUCUUAUGCUGUUGCUUGUACUGGUGCCGAUGCUGAUGCUUGUGAUGUUGCUGGUGCUUCUGCUGGUGCUCGUACCGGUGCUUCAGCCCGUACCGGCAUUUGUGCUGGUGCUUAUACUAGUUCUUGUACUGCUGAUGCUGAUGCUGGUGCUUCUUCUGGUGCCUGUGCUGGUGCCUGGGCUUGUGCCAGUGAUGAUGCUGGCGCUUGUGCCUGUCCUGGUGCUUGGCAGUGA